CACAGGUUAAAGUCACCUGCCAGAGAACUGAGGCAGCCAGCCCUGAUCCACUCAGAGCUGGCCAGUCACUGCUUGGCAAUUAUUAAUCCUAGAUUUUUUUUGCAUUCCUGGGUGCCAGGAAAGAUGACCCACCGCACCGAAGGAAGCGGGGUUCAGCCGUCAGAAAUGCCUCUGGCUGGCCGGCUGGCCCUGUCCGCUGCCGCCUUGCUCUUGCUGAUACUGGCAUACCGGUAUUACAAGUCUCGGCUGUCCCCUGGCAGCACCCUUGCCCGUGCUGCUGAUGCCAGCGCCGGGGCAGAGCAAAGAGACCGGCGGGUUGGCAGCAGGAUGGAAAACAACGAAGCGGCGCUGGGGCUGCGGCACAGAGGUGACCAGAGCAGGGAGCCGAAGCCGUGCCACCGAGGGACCAAUCAGCUGCCGCAGGUGGGUAGAUGUGGAGGGGCUGAAGAGCGUGAGCAGGCUGGGAUACCUGCUGGCAGAGAGCUGCAUGACAUGAGAGCAACAGAGGCAGAAGAGAAACCAGGCAGAGGGAGAGCGGGCCAUCCGGAAACUGGGUUGCAAGGGGAGGAACGAGGUUGGAUGUCGGAAGACAAGACUGAGGAAAUGCUCUGUGCCAUCCAGAGCAGCGGUAGCAGUGAAAUUGAGACAGAUCCAGGCAAUUCAGGAAGUGAUCCCAGAGCUCUAGAUCUACUCAGCCAAGAGAGCAAAUCCUGCAGUUCCCACGGCAACCAGAUGCGGCCUGGCUGGGAUGCCGAUCCUGUCGAGGCUGAAUCUGGCUGUGCUGAGCCAGUGGGGGGAGGCGUCCAUCCCACAGAUGGGAGAGAAAUCGGUUUGAAAGGAGGACCAGGACCACAACUGGGAGAAGACACGGGGCAAGUUGAGGAGAGCCAGUUUGGACAGAAGAGGACCCAGUCCUUCCAUGCCACCAGUAAUGGCUUGGCAAUCGACCAGAGCCACAUGCAAUCUCACGUAGCCUAUGCCUUCUCCUCUGUGGCCAGAGUUCAGGUGGAGGAGAACUUCAUCACAGAGAGGAACCCCAAGGAGCAAAACUCCGGGAAAGCUGAGCAAUCUCAAGACGCCCACCUGAGGGGUAAAGUCUACAACUACUAUGUUCAGUCUACUUCCCAAUCAGUCGUGCAUAAAAACACCAACCUGGGUCCCGAACAAUCCUGCAGUCUCUCUACUGUCAACAUGCUUAAUGUUUCCAAGGACGGUUUGGCUGAGGAAUCUGCCCACUCUUCAGUGGCAGAAAAUGAAGCUGACCAGCUUAUUUUGGAGAAGAUUCCAGAUACAUCUUCUAAUGUUCUGCUUAGUCCUGCCGAAGCCAUCCAGCCUGAGGACCAAAGAGAGGCUGUUGCUGUUGAAGAAGCCAUCUCCUGCAAACCUUCGGUGGCCAGAUACAGCCUGAGCCGGAAAGAGAGCUUCCACAAAAUCAUAGAUAAUCCAGAGUUCCAGGUGCCAAUGGAUGGUUUUGGUUCUCCAGCAAUAGGACCCUCCAGUGGUGACACCCUGUCUCCUGCUCUUCCUCACUCUGACUCUACUUCAUCUCUGGUGAGAUCCAUGCAGAAUCUCCAGAGCAGCAGAACAGAAAGGCCGGUGGUGGACCUUGUGGCUGGUGCUAGGUUUUUCCACAUCCCACCGAGCCCAGAACCCUCCCUGGGUGUACAGUUGGAUCUGGGGAACUGCUGUGAGGUCUUGCGCAUGGCCAAGAAGCAGAAUCUGAAGGAUCUGCAAGAGGCAGUGUAUAAGGUGAUGAGUGACAAUUAUCUCCAGGUGCUCAAGAUCCAGGCCAUCUACCGCCAACUCAACGCUGCAGAGAGGGACUUGAUCCUGCAGAAGAGGAUGCGGGGCAAGAAAUACAUGACUGUGGCAGAUAUCAAUUCCCAUACAAGCCGAGUCUGUUACUAUGACGAUCAGAAGGACGCUUGGUAUCCAUUAACCCAGAUCCCUGCUGAAACCAUCUCCAGGGGUUGUGCCAUCUGCAGCAUGUUCAACUACUACUUUGUAGUGUCUGGCUGCGAAGGGCGUGGAAGGCAUCAGAAGCCAUCCAAGCGUGUCUUCUGCUACAAUCCCUUGACCAACAUCUGGCAGGAGAUCUGUCCACUCAACCAAGCCAGGCCCCACUGUAAGUUGGUUGCCCUAGACGGUUGUCUCUAUGCCAUUGGCGGCGAAUGCCUCUGUACAGUGGAACGAUACGACCCACGCCUGGAUCGUUGGACGUUUGCUGCUCCUCUGCCCAACGACACCUUUGCCGUGGCCCACAUGGCCACCGUCUGCAACGGAGAGAUCUGUGUCACGGGGGGCACUCUGAGAUACAUGCUGCUGAGGUAUGUCGGGCGGACGGACACCUGGAAAGUCAGUUUUGCUGGAGGAAGUCGGGACAGGACAACUGAGAUGGUGACGGCUGGCGGCUUCAUCUACCGCUUUGACCUCAACCAGAGGAUGGGCAUCAGUGUAUAUCGCUGCAGCGCCAAGGCCAGGCUGUGGUAUGAGUGCGCCACCCACCCGAUGCCUUUCCCACCUGGCUUCCAGUGUGCCGUCGUCGGAAAUCUGGUCUACUGCAUCAGCCGGCAGUUCAACAUCUGCUUUCUGGCUGACUUGGUGUCGCCACGGUUUGGGGCCAAAGAGCUGAAAAAUUUCCCGUCUCCAAGAGGAACUCUGAUCCCAGUCACUCUCACGCUGCCAGAGGGGGACGCAGCAUCCCAGACAAGGGUUUGAGUGGCCUGUACAAGCUGCCCUUCAGAGUGACGAGGCAAACCUGUUUCUUCUCCACAGCCUCACCAAGGA
Candoia aspera is the source of this 2787-nucleotide messenger RNA. RefSeq names its product kelch domain containing 7A (gene KLHDC7A). The coding region runs from base 124 to 2718 and encodes 864 amino acids. Lineage: Eukaryota; Metazoa; Chordata; Lepidosauria; Squamata; Candoiidae. The record is from RefSeq and is a predicted model, not a curated record. Gene Ontology annotation, molecular function: protein binding. The transcript has a single exon.